CAAAGAAAUUCUUUGUAUUUAUGUCAUCCACUUGAAACGGAGUUGAAAAAUCUCUCCCCAAAUCUUUGUAACCUUCUUCAUUUCCCUUCUCUUGAAACCAAACAAAAAAAAAACACACACACACACAACCUUCUUCUCGCUCAUCAUUUAAUUUUCAGCUCUAAUAAUCUCAGAGAUCGUCCUUCAUCUUGGUUAUAUCAUAUGAUCGAGAUGAAGAAUCUGAUAAACCUAAAGAGCUUGCUGGUCGCCGUUUUGAUCUUUUUCCUCGGCGCCGUGUUGUUUAUGUCCAGCCUCACCGGAACAGGGACCUCCUUCCUCUGCUCCCUCCCUAAUUUCAUUGAUGAUUACAACCCCACGGCGGCUCAGGUCCAGGCGGUGUUCCAUUACGCAACGUCCCAUACGACCCCACAGCAAUCGCGCGCCGAGAUCAGCGUCUCCUUCGAGGUCCUCAAAUCGCGGGCGCCGUGCAAUUUUCUCGUCUUCGGUCUCGGCCACGACUCGCUCAUGUGGACCACGUUCAACCCACGUGGCACGACGCUGUUCCUCGAGGAGGAUCCUAAGUGGGUCCAGACCGUCCUCAAGGACGCGCCGGAGCUUCGGGCCGAGACCGUGAACUACCGAACGCAGCUGAAGCAGGCGGACGAGCUGCUCGGCCUGUACAAGUUUGAACCGGCGUGCAAGCCGUCGGUGGCUGUCAUACGUGGCAAUGAGCGGUGCAAGCUGGCGCUGAGCAAUCUGCCGGAGGAGGUGUACGAGAAGGAGUGGGACUUGAUCAUGAUCGACGCGCCGCGGGGUUAUUUUCCGGAGGCGCCGGGUAGGAUGGCGGCGAUAUUCUCGGCGGCGGUAAUGGCCAGGAGGAGGCGGGGGUCAGGUGCUACGCAUGUGUUCUUGCACGACGUGGACAGGAAGGUGGAGAAGGCUUUUGCGGAGGAGUUUCUAUGCCGGAAGUAUCUUGUUAAGGCCGUCGGGAGGCUCUGGCAUUUUGAGAUUCCCUCCGCCGAUAACGCCACCGACGCAAGUUUUUGCUAAAAUGCGGCAAAGGCAGAGCUAUGUAUACUCCAGCUGUAGUGGUUUUUUUACCUGUGUUAGAACUUGGAGUUAAAACAAAAGUAAUAAAGGAAACAGUAACGGCGUAGUCAUUGUGAGACAGA
Molecule: messenger RNA, 1151 nt
Organism: Argentina anserina (silverweed cinquefoil)
Lineage: Eukaryota; Viridiplantae; Streptophyta; Magnoliopsida; Rosales; Rosaceae
Product: probable methyltransferase At1g27930
Exons: 1
Coding region: 202-1029 (275 amino acids)
Biological process (GO): xylan biosynthetic process; plant-type secondary cell wall biogenesis
Cellular component (GO): Golgi apparatus
Source: RefSeq, a predicted model, not a curated record